ACAGCUGCUGUCAGAUGCAGUUGCAGAGUUUGGCUUGCUGCGAUUGCUCUCUCCCUAUUCCCACAACGACGUUGCUAGUGAAAAAGUUGCAUUAUUUUGUAAACAAAUCUGCACAACCGUUGUUUUGUUAUCUGUGCGAGUACGAGACGAGGUCGCGGCGGCCGGAACUAAUCGAAUUAUAUCACUUUCGCGUACAUGUUCUUAGAAAACGCGCUGUUGUGUGCGUGUGUGCGUAAGCUGUGUCGCGUCUGUGCUACGUGCUGCCGAUGGGAAAAUUCGUCCCACUUGUGGUGAAACCAGCUGAAAAUGGCUGAGUGUAUCGACGAUUGUCCACAAUAAGCGAAUAACGAAGCGAUAAAGCUUUACCAAUCAACGAACUUCAUUGAAACCGAAUGCGAUUGUUUCAUAAAAUGAGUUGUGCUCCAUAACUGCGUUUGGGGGGAGAGUAGUUUGUGUCUUUGCAGUGCAGUGUCGAAAGAAAACGCCAAAGAAAGAAACCUGCUGCAGUGCAUGCCAGGGGAAGAACCGCGGCGGAAGCCCGAAGGCGGAAGAAUGUGCCUUCAUUGGCGUGUCUGGUUACGGCCACUGCUGGUAAUACUCUACGUACUGUUUGUGAUCAUUGUCGUUCCGCUGCUGAUCGCCGAUUCCGUAAAGGAUGGCUUCACCCACAAAGGACAGCUCAUCCUGAUCGGCGGUCUGUUCGUGCUGUGCGCCAUACCGAUCUCGAUAUGGCAGAUCGCACAGCACACGAUCCACUACACGCAGCCACAGCUGCAGCGGCAUAUCAUCAGAAUCCUGUGGAUGGUACCGAUCUACGCGCUCAAUGCGCUCCUCUGCUUAAUCUACCCUUCCAAAUCGAUCUACAUGGACAGUAUACGCGAGUGUUACGAGGCGUACGUCAUUUACAACUUCAUGAAGUAUCUGCUGAACUAUCUUAAUCUCGAGAUGGAUCUGGAGCGGGCUCUAGAAUUUAACACACAAACGCAUCACUUCAUUCCCUGCUGCUGUCUGUCGACGUGGCAGAUGGGCCGAGAGUUUGUGCACAACUGCAAGCACGGUAUACUGCAGUACACGGUCGUACGGCCGUUGACCACCGUCGUUGCAUGCAUCUGCCAGCUAAAUCACGUGUACGGCGAGGGCCAGUUCCGAGCAUCGGUAGCAUUCCCGUACCUUGUGUUCAUCAACAAUUGCUCUCAAUCGAUCGCAAUGUACUGUCUGGCACUGUUCUAUCGAGCCACCCGCAAUGAGCUGCGCGCAAUGCGACCGCUGCCCAAAUUUUUCUGCAUCAAAGCGGUCAUUUUCUUCUCCUUCUUUCAAAGCGUGAUCAUCUACUUCCUCGUGUACUACGGCAUCAUAAAGGACAUUUUCGACAGCAACACGUCCGAGUUUGCCUCACAGCUGGAGCUGUCCACCAAGCUGCAAAACUUUCUCAUCUGCAUCGAAAUGUUCCUGGCCGCGCUCGCCCACCACUACAGCUUUUCGCACCACCCGUACGUGCUAAACAUUCCGGUAGGUUUGACCGCUAGGGGAAGCAUCAAUGGUAGCAGUGUGGGUGGUGGUCGAGCGAGUACGGCUGGUGGUGGUGGUGGUGGCGGCGGCGGCGGCGGAGGAGGAUUUCAAUCCUGGUACUAUGGUUUUUUGACCAUGCUCGACCUGUCCGACGUACGGCAGGAUGUGUCGGAACAUUUGGGCGAAGUCGGUAGCUCGCUAAGCCGACGGUUUCGGGGUCGUGCGGUGUACGAUUUAGCUCCAGGAAGCAGUAGAACCUGUGAUAUGAGCAUUAGCGGCUCGGAACGCGAGUUUCUCGUACCACCGGAUGGUGGCACCGGUGGUAACAAUCUGCUCGCAAGCCAAUGCUACCAGAGCGGGCUGUAUUACAGUGCGACGGGGGCGGGCACCGGUGUGUCACAGCUGUAUCCGGGCGGACAAUCAAAACUACCGCCAUCCGGCAGCAGUGGUACGAUUGGCAAUCCAAGGUACGGUGCGCUUGACACUGGCAUCAGUAUCGUGCGACCCAAGGUGGAAAAGCUCGUCGAUACACCGAACGAAGGGGCGCCGCCGAAGGAGAUCAACAUUUUCAAUCAGUUCCCCUCGACGAAAGCGCUCAAUCUGACGCUCAGCAAAACUCCCAGCUACGAGAAUUUAAUUUCACUUAAAAACGAUGGCAACGAUCCGACCACAUCGUCACGAAGCGGGAAGACAAACGCUGGUAAGCAAAGGCUGUCCAGUAAACGUCCGGGUACGGAAGGAACGUCAAACAGUGAAUCGAGUUCCUCGCAGCGAUUAAUGCAACGGUCCGAGAGCAAUGGAAGCGACUGGCUCAGCACGCCCGACGAUGAGCUCGGGAUCGACGUGAAGGGGGUUAGCAGCGACAAUAUUAACAUCAAUCCGAAUCGUCAUCGGAAAGCGUAAGCGUAAAGCGGCGCCCGAACCCGACCGUGCCGACGAAUGAUUGCUCAUACUCAAGCAGUAGAAGCGAGGGAAAAAGAACGGCCAAUAAUCUCUCAUCGCGCUUCGUCGCUGCGAAUUGUAUCGAAAUUGUCCUUAUUUUUCUUAGUUAAAUCUCAAGCAACCAAUCCGCGGACAGACUGUGCAUUAAUAGGUCAGCCGUGUAACCGUAUCUGUGGUAUCUCGAAGCAAAAUCCAAAUCCUUUCCCUACCUUUGGCCUCAAUGAACGCCUGAAAACGCCGUACUGCUGCAUACACAGUCAAACUGAUAUAUUAUUGUUUAAUCGUCCACGUUUAACCUUCCGCUCAUUUAGAGGUUCGUUUGUAGAUUUUGCGCUCGAAGAAUGGCAAAUAAAUUAUAUAUCAAAAGAGAAACGAGAA
Anopheles stephensi (Asian malaria mosquito) is the source of this 2829-nucleotide messenger RNA. RefSeq names its product transmembrane protein 184C. Bases 511 to 2412 code for a protein of 633 amino acids. Gene Ontology annotation, molecular function: transporter activity. NCBI's taxonomy places the organism in Eukaryota, Metazoa, Arthropoda, Insecta, Diptera, Culicidae. Gene Ontology annotation, biological process: transport. The transcript has 5 exons. The record is from RefSeq and is a predicted model, not a curated record.